GAGUAGCAGCAGAAAUGUGCAAUAUGGCGGAAUGCGUAGUGAGCUAUUUAGUAGCUAAAUGGCGUACUGUUGUCUUAGGUCCUUGUUUAUAUGUGAGAUAAUUGUUUGAAAUUGAAUUUUCUGUGUUGUGCCGAAUUGCUGCCGAUCAUAGUUUGUUUCGUUUGACUAGUUAAGUUUAAGACGGGAUCGGCGGGAAACCAUAUACGCAGCGGAAUUUGUUUAUACGUUGCUUAGGGAGGACAACAUGUGAAACUCGAACUUCGAGCGCACAAGGAAAAUGAUAAUCAUAGAAGCUUUGAGGAAAACUUAAAACAUAAAUGAACAGCGAAGAAUACGAAAUGCAGGCGUUCCGGUCAAGUGCUGCGAAAAUGGAACCAUUGUGCUUACCUCCACCGCCGCCACCACCCCCUCUACCUCGGCCUUCUUUCAUGCCACCACCUCCACCUCCUCUCUCGCAGGCACCAAAAAGGUAUGAAUCCGCAGGAAGCAGCCCAGUUGUUCGGCCAGUACAGAACCGCUUUUUAAAGCCGCCAGAUCAGCGCCCAUUCCAGCGCCCGCCGCAUUUACCAUUUUUACUUCCACCUCCUCCCCCCAAAUUUCGUAACCACGCACAUCGACAACAUGCAUCGCCAGCUGCACAGUACAGGGCAGUGUCACAGAGCACUUCAUUGCAACGAAGAAAUCUGGAAGUCAAUGAUAACUCUACAUCUGCCACCAUACCGGCUGCGGAAGAAGAGUCUUCUCAAUUAAAAACACCCACUGUGAAAGAAGAGACAGGGCCCACUGAGCCUGUUGUACGAGAUGACAUGGAAGAGAAGUCCUGUACUUCAGAGGACGUCAACAUGCCUAAUAAAACAACCAGAAAAAGGCCGUCUGAAAAAGAUUCGGAUAACUCUUCUGGAUUACCCAAAGAAUUAACCCAGAAAUUUGGUCCUCUCACCUGUGAACUGUGUUCAGUUUCUGUAAAUUCAACUGUACAAGCAAAGAUGCAUUACUCAGGGAGGCAGCAUGAAAAGAAAGUUCAUAGUUUCUUAUUGAACUGGUCAAAGGAGACUGGAGAGCCAUUGCCAAAACAGUUUAAAGAUGGCCCACCAAAGAAAAGCAUUCCAGAUGUUUCCUUCUGUGAAGUAUGUAAUGUUGCCCUUACGUCAACUGCACAUGCGGAGCAGCAUUACAUGGGACGCAAUCAUCGAAGAGCACUUGCAGGCCAUGCUGCAGCGAAAGCAAAGGUAGAACAGUGUGCAGUUCCUACUACUGAUCAGACGGGAAGAUUUGGGAUUGGUACACAGUUUCAGCCAUGGUCAAAUGCAGAUCCACUAGUGCUUAAAGCACCUGAACCAGAUUCACCAAUUCAGAAAACCAAGAAGUUUUUCUGUGAACUUUGUAAAGUGGCUGCCACUUCACAAGACCAGUUGGAUAUGCACUUACGGGGUGCAAAACACAGAAAAGCAGAAACUGCAAAUAAACAGAGAUCAACUGUGACAAGUACAACUCCACAGGCUACUCAGUCAGAUUCAAUUCUUGCAAGUGUGAUACAGAAUGAAGAUGGCACACAGAGUUCCGUGGGAAAAGACUAUUCUAUUUAUAGAACACCAUCUGGUUAUUAUUAUUGCCAGCCAUGUAAUUUAACAUUAAACUCUGAAGCACAGUUCAUUCAGCAUUGUGAAAGUAAGAAACACAAGGUUAAAACAGCAACAGCGAAAAAGCCUGUUGGCAGCCCUUUGAAAGCUGGCAAUGUUGUUGCCUAAUUUAGUGUUACAUAUGGUUAUACAUGUUAUUUUUUGUUUAUCUCCACCUGUUAUUCAGAAGUAGGGUCAGAUUUUGCACCUUUAAAAGUCUGAGUUUUUGACAAAGUACAAAACAAAAUGAGAUAAACAGGUUUAUCUUCCAAACAAGAAAAACAUAAGGUUAUGAAACGUAACAGUUUCUUGAUACAUGAAAAUGCUGAGCUUUACCUUGAAGUGCGCAGACUGCGUCAGAAACUUGAAGGAAACGAUAUUGUGACAAGGCAGCUCAGUCGUGAAGUUGGAUUAGUUGAAUUUGCCCAAGAUGCUGCAGAGACUGACCCGUGAUGUAUCACAGACACCAGUAUUGACAAAAAGUGGAGAACACAAUUUCAGACCUGUCAAACAAGCACAAGCUGGUUUCAUUAAAUAGAGAUCAAAUAGUCCUCAAAUGAUUCUGAGUGCAAUAAACUGAAAUGCACUGUGAUUCAAGUAAUCAACCUCCACAGUGUGUGUUUAGUUCAAAGGUUUAUACAUGUGACUGCCUGCAGUGUCAGCUAAACAGUGUCUUUGGAAAUCAAAACUUUGGUAGAUUGACUAAACUGUGGCUUUCAGAUAGAUUAUACUGUGACUAUUGUCAGCAAAUAGACUUCUGCAGUUUGUUGGCUUUCUGUCUCUGUGGUUCAGGAAAACCUGCAGUUUAUGAGAUGACAAAAGAGUAUUUUAGAUUUCACUAAGUUAAAAGCCUAAGAAGUCUACAUCAAUUGCCAGUUUUUUUUUUUUUUUUAGAACUACUUUUGAUUAAACUAUACUUAGUAUAAAUGUGAACAGAGCUAUGUUUUACACUGGUAAUUAUCACUUUCCCUUUAGGCAACUGAAGUGACAUGGUAUUAAAACUCAGUUGAAUACUGAAGCUAUUUUAAAAAUAGUACCGAUUUAGGCUGCAUAUGGUCUUGAUAUCUCUACAUGUGAAUCCCAGCAUAUUCUACAAGAAAUCUGACAUCGUGCUGAGGUUUAGAGGCCUUCUUUUUGCAGUUACAAAUAUAAAGAUUGUCUCUUACUUCUGGAGGUUAUCACUAAAUGACUUCAUGUGCACUGUUAUAACUUAAUAGCGUAAGCAAUCUAUGUGUAAGCAACUGUUUUCCAUGUGGUGAAUGUUAGAGUAACAAUGAAAUUGUCAUUGGGCUUAAAAUAUACCUAGGAAGUAGUGUUUUGCACAAGUUUUGAAGUUGAUUUUUUUUAAGAACCUGAAUUUUCAAAACAAAUGGUGUAAUAUGGUUCAGUAUUAUUGUUUUUUUCCUCUUCAGUUAUAUCCAGUGACUAUACUAACGCAGAAAGAUGUACAUUGUAGUACUUGUUAGAUUCAAAUAUUGCGUGCAUUUAUUUGUAUUGUUUUUCUCUGGAUCCAGUAGGCACUCCAUAAACUGUUACUGUUUGCUUAUGUGACCCUCUGUUGUCACUGCAAAAUGUGUAAUUUAAUGAGAAGCUUUGUCAUAUGAUGAAAAUUGUACUGUCAUCUGGAAAGAAGUCCAAAAUUUCAAAUCCCCAUACGUGUUGUGAAGAAAAGCCGUACCUCUUGACUGCUAGUCUGCUUGGUAGUUGCCAGUCAGAUUGUUUAUUUCAAGAAUGCAAAAACCCAUUAAAUAAAGCCUUGAAUGCUCAUUCAACAACAAUGAAAUAUACAUUAAGUAAGCUGUAACACAUGAGACUCACAGUGCUAAAAAGCAUUCUGUAAUAACAUGUAUGCAAUAUUUUUUUCUGAAGUUAACUGCAUUGUGUGUUUCUCCUGUAUUGCUACAUAUUUUUUGUCUCGUCUUUCAUUCGGCUGUUCAUAUUAUUCCUGUCAUAUUGUUUCCAUAUUAUUGUGUCAACUUGGUGAAUGUAGUUAAGUAGUACUGCAGCAAUAAAACACU
Messenger RNA from Schistocerca serialis cubense, 3637 nucleotides. Its product is annotated as zinc finger protein 346-like. NCBI's taxonomy places the organism in Eukaryota, Metazoa, Arthropoda, Insecta, Orthoptera, Acrididae. The transcript has 3 exons. The coding region runs from base 318 to 1748 and encodes 476 amino acids. Gene Ontology annotation, molecular function: nucleic acid binding; zinc ion binding. The record is from RefSeq and is a predicted model, not a curated record.